Molecule: messenger RNA, 1131 nt
Organism: Rotaria sordida
Lineage: Eukaryota; Metazoa; Rotifera; Eurotatoria; Philodinida; Philodinidae
Source: the annotation of a GenBank genome assembly
GUUGAAUUUUUAUGAACCAUUUAAAAGAAUUAAAAGUUAUUCGUUAGAUUAAGAAUUUAAUUUCUAAAUCGAUUUCGAUUCAUUAUCAACAUAUGAACACAGGAAUCAUAUAAAAAACAAAAGAAACUUCUUAGUCAUUCAAAACUUAUCAAAAACUUUUUUGGUUUAUGCUUUGAAAAAAACAGAAUCAAAAUUGAUUUUAUUCAUAAUCUCGACUAAAAAAAGAUUCAGUUUUGAUCAUAAUUUUACGAAAAAUUUUUUUUUAUUAAAAAAAAGUCCUUAAAAUAAUUCUUAAGAAUUUUGAAAAGAUUUGAAAAAACAUUAUUACUCUACUGUGAUCUAUUUCAAUAUAUAAACAAGAUCAAUUAUACUUCUGUUAUUAUAGGAUUAAGACAAAGUGGAUGUGAACUUAUACAAAAAUAUCUUGAUCAAACAAGUGAUAUACGUACAGCUGCAUUACUUGCUAUUUAUGUUCCAGAAGAUGUACAUCAAGAAUGUCCUUAUGUUCAAGAAUGGAUUGAAGGAUUUCGACUUCUUCUUGAUGAACUUCAAAUGUGGAAUGAACGUGCUGAAUUUGAUAUAUAUCGUAGUCAUGUAACAGGUACAACACCAUAUCGUCGACAUUAUUAUGAUCGUUCAAUAAAUACAAAUCAACAUUUUUCAUGUAUUUUUUGUCAAACACCACUUGAAGUUAAUCAAGGAAGUUCAAAUCAAACUCCAACAAUGAUGGGAUUAUCAACAAAUACAACACCUAUUCCAACGACACCAUUGAAAGUUCAAAAUCGAAUAGCACAACAAACAAUGGCAACUAGAUCAUCUGCAUCAUCUUCAUCUACUUAUCCACCAUCAAAUUCUGAUAUGUUGAUGGUAUGCGCCAAAUGUCGUCAAGUCUUACCACGUUGUUCAAUUUGUAUGAUGAGUUUAACAACAUAUAUUGAAGAUGCAUCUUAUGCAUAUGAACCAUUACUUGAUAAACAUACAUUAAUGUCAAGUCAAUGGUUUACAUGGUGUCGUUUAUGUCGUCAUGGUGGUCAUGCUGAACAUGUUUCGAAUUGGUUUGCAAUGAAUCAACAAUGUCCCAUUGCAAAAUGUUUAUGUCGAUGUACAUUGAUUGAUGGCAUCUUUUGUUGA